This is a messenger RNA of Diaporthe citri, 741 nucleotides long. RefSeq lists its product as uncharacterized. The transcript has a single exon. The record is from RefSeq and is a predicted model, not a curated record. Lineage: Eukaryota; Fungi; Ascomycota; Sordariomycetes; Diaporthales; Diaporthaceae. The coding region runs from base 1 to 741 and encodes 246 amino acids.
AUGAUCACCCUCCUAACAGCCGUCGGCGCCGUCCCGACCAUCAUCGGCACGACGCAGGCGAUAGAGCACGGCCAGCGCCAAAACGCGCGCAGACAGCACCGCGGGCGCAGGAGCAACCUGGUCGUCACCCUCCCGCGGAAGAAUUCUUACAGCGCCCUCUUCGAAGGCGCCAAGGUCGUGCUCAGGGACCACAAGCUGUACAUCGACACAGCUUCCAGCAUGCUCGCAAGCACUCAAGGUUCAGCUUCACAGGAAGAUCCAAGCAUUCCCAUGGAGACUUCAGGACCAGAGGCUACCGGCCACCUGUUCUCCGGCUUCUACCUCCCGCACCCGGCCCUCCAGCCGCAGUGGGCGCGCCGGGGCCUCAAGGGCGAGGGUCUAGUCUCGACCAUCCGCGAGGAGCCACCGGACCUCAACUGGAUCUACGUGGACCGCGACAACACGCUCGAGGUCAAGUACGGCUCGCGCGCCGAGUCCGAGGGCCACCUGCUGGGGCCGUGGGACUGCACCGAGCGCGAGCGCCGGGUCACAUUUGAGGGGUGGAAGGGCUUCCUGGCCGUCGAGGACACGCCGGGCGUGUGGGCGCUGUGCUUUGACCGCGAGGACGACGCCCUUGGGGGAAGGUCGGUGAGGCGGCUUGCUGUGCUGCUGAGCCGGCGGGAGCCGGCUAGGAGUAGGGAGGUGAGGGAGGAGGAGGCUGGGCUGGCGCGGAGGCGAGCAGAUGGGGCAGGUGAGGCUUGA